This is a messenger RNA of Caenorhabditis elegans, 476 nucleotides long. RefSeq lists its product as uncharacterized. The record is from RefSeq and is marked reviewed. The transcript is spliced from 3 exons. The coding region runs from base 83 to 370 and encodes 95 amino acids. Lineage: Eukaryota; Metazoa; Nematoda; Chromadorea; Rhabditida; Rhabditidae.
CUUGUUGUGCCUGUCGUCCUUGCACAAAAUAUUCCCAAAUAUUCACAUACACAUUCACUCACCUGCACAAUUAUUCCUCUCGAUGAAGAGAUUCGUAGAACUUUUUGAGAUUGUCGCUUCUUACGCUGACAUUGGAACAGAUGUGCCCGACGAAAAACCAUUACUUCCAAUGGAAACUGUUUUUCUAGCAAUUCUUCUUAUAAUCUUCUACUAUAAGCUUUUUAUCACUAUCGGCUGCUCAAUUUUCGAAUGGAUUUACUCGACGGAACUACAAAAUCAAUUCUCAAAAACCCUGGCUCUUGAAGAUGAUGAUUUUCAACAGCCAGAGUUCAUACGACACGUGAAAAAAUCGAAUUGUUCCCGAAAGUAGACAAGUAAUUGUUGAAGAUCCCGAUUUUUGUCCGGGAGAAUGAAUAAUUCUAAGAAUUAUUCAAAAACAUACACUUUAUGGGUCAAAUAAACUGUUUUGUUUUAAA